Messenger RNA from Acanthoscelides obtectus, 984 nucleotides. The record is from the annotation of a GenBank genome assembly. NCBI's taxonomy places the organism in Eukaryota, Metazoa, Arthropoda, Insecta, Coleoptera, Chrysomelidae.
AUGGAUCCAAAAAUUGCAAAGGAAUUGGUGAAAGCCAGACAAGCAGUCAAAGAAAAGUAUCGAGCAUUAAAGUCGGAUAUUGCCCAAACGGAAACCCAAUUGCAAAAGCAGUGGAAACCUAUAUCGGAACCGCUGCAGCAGUUACUUGAAAAAGUAGAGCCAGUCAAAGUAAAACCAGAGAACUGGAAAUUCGAAUCUAAAACAUCAACACCUCAGAAAUCACCACUUUCACAGAAAUUAACACCGACAAAUAUAUACAAUAGAUACCUCCCCACUACUACAAGUUUUCUUGAAGACACAUUCUCUAACCUUCCCGAGCACUCUAUUUUACAAGACGUUUCCGGGAUAGAAGAAUCAGGUCCCGAUGCUACAGUACUAGAACGAGAACGUGAUGUUGACGAGCAAAUGAUUGCUCACACACGGGAAGAGUUUCGGCGCCUAAGCAAAACACCUGGUUAUCAAAGUUAUUUAGAACAGUUCCAUCCAUUACCUCGUCAAUAUAUCGAUGAGUCUAUACGGGGGGAUGAAGAGAAUUUUGAUCGAUAUCACGGUAUAACACACGAUUGGAUCGGCGAAAAAUUAAAAUUGGGGAAUACCCCAAUAACCCUCGAGGAGUCGGAUCUAAUCUUAGACAAUAUCAGAUAUCCAGGAACGCCAGGUCUGUACGAGUUGUUGUUCAAGAAAGACCCUCGUGGAUAUAAACAGACCGAUCUGGAGCACUACAUGGAUAUGCUAAAACGGACCAAUGCAUAUCGACAUCCAAAGGGUGUAAAAUAUCAACGUGGAGAUCAUGUCCGCAUAAGCAAACAUAGGACAGCAUUUGCUAAAGGAUACACUCCUAACUGGUCCAAUGAAAUUUUCACAAUCCGUAAAAUACAGUAUACCAAUCCCACAUCAUACUUACUGGCUGAUUCGAGCGGUGACGAGAUUCUAUGUGGAUUUUACGCUGAUAACAGACAUAAUUCGUGGAUUAGAUUAGAUUAG